AUGGAGAUUGCUACUUCUGAUAUCUCUAUAUCUGUUACGUUAGCGUUGAUAAGUCGAAAAAGUCUUAAGAUAUCUUCGUCUGAAAUUCGGCCGGGUGAAAGUAGAUGGCGUGAGUAUAUGGGAAUAGUACAAAGAUUAAGUUUGGGACUGGAAAUGAAAGAAAAGAUCGGAGAAUUAGUGGUGGAACCGGGUGUGUUACGGGGAGGAGUAGAUCGAGUAGUUUGUCGGAUUAAUACAAUUCCUGAAGUUUUAGAGUAUUUGUUAUUACUGGCGGGAUUUUGUCGGGUGCCUUGGCGGUUGACUUUAGAGGGAUGUACGAAUUCGGGUCGUGGGGCGGGAAUUAGUAUUGAUUUGAUUAAGUCGGUCUAUUGUAAGAUCUUGGGACAGUUUGGAUUGACGGUUGAAAUAAAGAUUGUGAAACGGGCUAUCUAUCCGGCGGUAGAUGGUGAGGUUUUAUUGUUAGUGGAUGCGGUUUCUAGUUUAAAACCGGUUUGUUGGACACGGCGGGAAGAGUUGGAGAGAAUGGUUAGUGUGAACUACUCGGCUCGACUGGGUAGUGAUGUCCUGCAUCGGAUUACUAAUUGUCAUCGCGAUGCUUUGAAGAGUAUUACUUCCCGAGUGAAGGUUUAUAAUGAUAUUGGAAAUCGGACGAACAGUAGUGGGACCCCGGGGUAUGGGACUUUGUUACUGGCGAUGGGUAAGAAUUCGGUUUACUUUGCUGAGUAUACGGUUGAUGGUACGGAUUCUUUGUUGCAUAAGACUCCAGAAGAGAGGUCGGCUGUAGCUAUUAAAGAGUUAUUGCGGAGUAUAAGGAGGAGUGGGGCUUAUGACUAUAAAGUUGAGUCUUUUGUCUUUUCCUUACUACCUCUAACUAGUCCGGAUGUAAGUUCUGUGCUGAUUAGACCUGUUUCUCAGGCGGGUAAAGACCGUUUAUGGCUAUUAGAGAAGAUUCUUAAGUAUACGUAUACGAUUGAGAAGUAUCAACGAUCUGAGGCCGAAAUUAAUGCCGGUGUUUCUGAGCAGCUUUUCUUGCUUAAAUCCUAUGGAGUUGGCUAUACUAACAUCUACCAGCCACAAUAG
Messenger RNA from Nematocida homosporus, 1080 nucleotides. Its product is annotated as RNA 3'-terminal phosphate cyclase-like protein. Gene Ontology annotation, biological process: endonucleolytic cleavage of tricistronic rRNA transcript (SSU-rRNA, 5.8S rRNA, LSU-rRNA). The coding region runs from base 1 to 1080 and encodes 359 amino acids. The transcript has a single exon. Gene Ontology annotation, cellular component: nucleolus. Gene Ontology annotation, molecular function: RNA endonuclease activity. Lineage: Eukaryota; Fungi; Microsporidia. The record is from RefSeq and is a predicted model, not a curated record.